AUCUUUUAUCCUCGUGAGACUUCAGUCAUGACAAACCAACGGACAUCACCCCUGUUGUGGAUACUACUUCUAUCAGCUCUACCUGUUACCUCAUCCUUCCAGCCAGCUCUCAUAUUAGAAAUUGCAAAGAUUCUUAUGCAGAACUACUGUCUUCCAGAGAAGCUUUUUGGGAUGCAGGAAGCCAUCCAACAAGUUAUCACCAGUGGAGAAAUCCUGCAGAUUUCAGACAAGAAGACCCUCGCAAGUUUGCUCACAGCUGGAGUUCAAGGAGCCCUGAGGGAUCCACGACUGACGGUGUCAUAUGAGGCUAAUCCUGUUCCUGUUGUGCCGCCAGUACUGCAGACGCUCUCAAAAGAUCAACUGAGGCGGCUGGUGAGAAACUCUUUAAAGUUGGAUAUUUUGGAAAACAACACUGGCUAUUUACGCAUAGAUCAGAUUAUUGAUCAAGAGACGGUAGCAAAGGCUGGCUCUCAACUGUGGGACAACGUCUGGAACAAGGUGGCUCAGACAUCCUCGCUAAUCUUCGAUCUGAGGUACAACACAGGUGGAGAACUUUCUGGGGUUCCAGUGAUAAUCUCAUAUUUUUCAGAUCCAGAGCCCCCCAUUCAUAUUGACACAAUAUAUGACAGGUCCUCAAAUACAACCAAGGAGUUGUGGACCAUGUCAUCAAUACCAGGGAAACGAUACGGUAAGAAGAAGGAUGUAAUUAUUUUGACAAGCAGGCGCACAAUGGGGGCUGCUGAGGCUGUGGCAUACACGCUAAAGAAACUUAAGCGAGCCAUUAUAGUGGGAGAACGAUCAGCGGGUGGGUCAGUAAAAGUCCAAAAGAUCAGAAUUGCUCAGUCAGACUUCUACAUAACAGUUCCCGUGGCAAGAUCCAUUAAUCCAAUCACAGGCCAUAGCUGGGAAGUAAGUGGUGUUUCGCCAACAAUCAAUGUAAUGGCAAAGAAAGCUGUCUCAAAGGCCAAAUCCCUUUUGGCUCUGAGGUAUGCCAUCCCAAAGAUUAUGCAAAUCAUCUCGGACAUAAUGAGAGAUACAUAUGCUUUCAGUGACAGAGUUUCAACACUUCUGCAACAUUUGCAGUCAACAGACUUAUUAUCUGUAGGAUCAGAGAAGGACUUAGCUGUUAGACUCAACCAGAACCUCCAGACUGCAUCUGAAGAUCCUCGAUUAAUUAUCAGAUACAUGCAAGAUGAUGAUGCUGGUAUAGAACAGGACCAUGAGCUUUAUACAAUACCAGAUAAUACGGAAUUAUUAAAGGCAUACGUUAACAGAGUGUUCAAAGUGGAAGUUCUUCCAGGUAAUACUGGGUAUCUUCGUUUUGAUGAGUUAGCAGAGACUUCUGCUGUACCUGAACUGGAAAAGCUCAUGGCUCAAAAGAUUUGGGAACCCCUCAAGGACACUGAUAACUUGAUCAUUGAUCUACGAUACAACACACGUGGAUCCUCUAAUUCUUUGACACUUAUGCUGUCUUACCUGUGUGACUGCUCCCAGAAACCGAACUUCUUCACAAUAAAUGACCGAAUUAAGAACACAACAACAGAACACAAAUCUCUUUCGAAGACUACAGGGCCAGUUUACAACUCCAGACAUGGAGUUUAUGUGCUAGCAAGUUACCACACUGCAAGCACUGGAGAAGAGCUUGCUUACCUGAUACAGUCCUUAAGCUGUGGCACAGUUGUUGGAGAAAUUACAUCUGGCAACCUCAUGCACUCAAAGACAUUUGAGAUAGAAGGGACAGACAUUGCCAUAACCGUCCCUUUUAUAAACUUUAUAGACAACAAUGGGGAAUACUGGCUGGGAGGUGGUGUUGUCCCUGAUGCCAUUGUACUGGCAGAGGAAGCUUUGGACCGUGUUUAUGAAGUUAUGGAGUUUCACAAGGGACUCAGGACCCUUAUUGCAGGAGUUGGGGAACUGCUGGAGCAACACUAUGCAAUUGAAGAAGUAGCAAUAAAUGUAAGCCAGGUGCUGUUAACUAAAUGGAGGGAGGGGCUGUAUCGAUCAGUGGUCGACUUUGAAUCUUUGGCAUCUCAAAUGACAAUUGAUCUCCAGGAGAGCUCAGGUGAUCACCGCAUUCACGUCUUCCACUGCGAUGUUGAACCUGAGUCACCUCAUGACAUCCCGAAGAUGCCCUCACCAGAAGAGUUUGGAUACAUAGCUGAAUCUUUGUUUAAAACUGAGGUUUUGCCAGGUAACAUUGGUUAUCUGCGCUUUGACAUGAUGCUGGACAUAGAAGUGGUAAAAGGAGUUGGACCACAGCUCCUAAAUUCAGUGUGGAAGAAGAUGGUGAACACCGAAGCCCUCAUAAUUGAUAUGAGGUACAACACUGGUGGGUACUCCACAGCGGUUCCCCUCUUCUGUACGUAUUUCUUUGAUGCUGAACCACCACAGCAUCUCUACACCAUUUAUGCCCGUGCAACCAACACCUUGACUAAAGUCAUGACAUUUUCUCACAUUAGGGGUCAAAGAUAUGGAUCCUCAAAGGACCUUUUCAUCCUGACAAGUCAUAUGACGGGCUCACCAGCUGAAUUAUUUGCUCGCGCCAUGAGUGACCUUAAUCGAGCUACUGUUAUUGGAGAGCCAACAAUCGGAGGGUCUUUGUCCAGUGGGACCUAUCAGAUUAGGGACAGUGUACUGUACGCCUCCAUUCCCAACCAGAUUAUUUUAAGUCCCACAACUGGGAAAGUGUGGAGCUUUUUGGGAGUGGAGCCACAUGUUUCCACCCAGGUUACUGAAGCUCUUUCAGUAGCACACAGGAUUAUCAACCUCCGAGUUCAAGUUCCAAGCAUCAUUGAGGAAUCAGCCAUCUUGAUUGCCAACAAUUACGCCUUUCAGAGUGUCGGGGCAGAUGUUGCAGAAAAGCUGAGAGAGCUUUUGGCAAAUGGAGAAUUCAGCAGCAUUGUUUGUAAAGAAAGUCUGGAGACAAAGCUGUCAGCUGACCUCAAGACCCUUUCCGGUGACAAGAGUCUGCAGACCACCACCAACACCCCAGCCCUACCACCAAUGGAAUAUUCUCCAGAGAUGUACAUUGAGCUGAUCAAAAUCUCCUUCCACACUGAUGUGUUCGAAAACAACAUUGGCUAUCUCCGAUUUGAUAUGUUUGGAGACUUUGAAGAAGUCAAGCCGAUUGCCCAGAUUAUUGUGGAGCACAUCUGGAACAAAGUUGUGAACACAAAUGCUAUGAUCAUCGACCUCAGGAACAAUCUUGGUGGACCGACAACAGCCAUAGCGGGUUUCUGCUCUUACUUCUUCGAUGGGGACAAGGAGAUUCUUCUAGAUAAACUCUACGACAGAUCAUCUGGAACCACAACUGAGCUGCGAACUCUGGACGAACUUACUGGUGCAAGGUAUGGCUCCAAGAAAAGCCUCAUCAUUUUGACCAGCAAGGCUACGGCGAGCGCUGCGGAGGAGUUCGUUUACAUCAUGAAAAAGCUAGGCCGCGCCAUGAUUAUUGGUGAGACCACUGCCGGGGGUUCCCACCCACCAAAGGUCUUCCCUGUUGGUGAGAGCAACAUCUUCCUCAGCAUCCCCACAGUCCACUCCGAGACUUCAGCUGGGCCAGCCUGGGAGGGAGUGGGAAUCACACCCCACAUCCCCGCCGCGGCUGAAGCUGCCCUUGAGGUGGCCAAGGGCAUCUUAAACAAGCACCUGGGAGGCCAGCAGUAAACCUCGUGGCGUGGAGAUCUCUGUUUCCCCUUGGCAAUGAAUUCUGGGCUUGUUUGUGAGAACAGUGUAGGUCAGAGUAUGCUGUUCCUAGUUCUCAAAAUACUUAAACCUUGUUGUUUUUUGCAAUGUAGAGGUUCGGUUUUACGUAGGGUAAUGACGGCUAUUACCGCAAAAUGAAUGGAAGUGGAAAAACUAUUGUAAUUCUUGUGUAAAUGUGAGUCUUACUGCAUGUGUGAGUGAGAAAGUGGAUGUAAUAUGCCUUCGACAUUUGCUUUUCCUUUGUUGUGCUGUGGGCUUGAUAUGCCAGGUUUGAAAAAUAAUCACUUUAAAUAUCUAACGUCUCCACAUGUAAAGUCGUAACUGUGGAUGUAAAAUGAUGUUUGUCCUAAAUUUCACGUCAUGUGGACCUACUUGGGUUGUAUCAAUUCCAAGGGUGAGACCCAAUAAAAAUGGUUCAUAACUG
Poecilia latipinna (sailfin molly) is the source of this 4129-nucleotide messenger RNA. It is a transcript of the gene rbp3, whose product is annotated as retinol binding protein 3. The transcript has 5 exons. The record is from RefSeq and is a predicted model, not a curated record. Lineage: Eukaryota; Metazoa; Chordata; Actinopteri; Cyprinodontiformes; Poeciliidae. Bases 28 to 3666 code for a protein of 1212 amino acids. Gene Ontology annotation, biological process: proteolysis. Gene Ontology annotation, molecular function: serine-type peptidase activity; retinol binding.